UCCUGCAUUGUUUCCAUGAUAUGACUUCGCCAGCCACCCAACCCACUAAAAAAAUAAGAAAAAGCUUUUCUUUAUUCUUAUUCUGUUUUUGUAUGUAUUUUUCUUUGUGUUUGUCCUCUGAGAAGCCUCAUCUCAACGAUGAACAUGGCUUCCAUCGUUGAAAAAUCCUUUCCUUCUUCUUCGAAUUAUUACCAUGUCUUCUUGAGCUUCAGGGUGGACGAUACCCGCAAGCCCUUUGUUGCUCUUCUCUAUAAAGAGCUGGAACGCAAAGGAUUCCUCUGCUUCAAAGAUAAUCAAAAGCUUGGGAGAGAGAAAUCCAUAAAGGCUAUCGAAUUUUCAAGAUUUGCAGUCGUUGUCAUUUCUGAAAGCUAUGCUUCUUCCGGUUUGUGCUUAGAUGAGCUUCUAAAGAUCAUCCAAUGUAAGGAAACAAUGGGACUCUCUGUUCUCCCCAUUUUCUAUAAUGUGGAUCCCUUGGAGGUUAAAGAGCAAACGGGUUGGUUCGCACAAGUUUUCACCCAGCAUGAGAAAGAUCCUUCCGUGGUGGAGAAGGUGCAGAGCUGGAGGGAUGCUCUAAUCAAAUUGGCCUUCAUUGAUGGCUGGAAUUCUCGGGACUGGGCUGAUGAUCACAAGCUAACAGAGGAAGUUGCCAAAGUCAUUUUAAAGGAAUGGCUCAUUCAUAUGUCGCCCAGUGAUUUUAAUGGCUUAGUUGGAAUUGAUUCACGAGUUGAGCAAAUUCAAUCAUUAUUGAACAUGGGGUCAGAGGAUGUUCUCUUCGCAGGAAUUUGGGGAAUGGGUGGUAUUGGAAAAACAACCACUGCAAGAGCUUUGUUUAAUCAAAUCUCCAACCAAUUUGAAGCUGCUUAUUUUGUUGCAAAUGUUAGAGAAGAAUCAGAAAAACGAUCAACAGUUCGUCUACGAGAUGAAAUUCUUUCAAAAGUUUUAGAGGAGACAAAUCUAAAUAUGGGAAUGCGUAGUGUGUUACCCAGGUUCAUUGUGAACAGACUCCGCCGAAAGAGGAUUCUCAUUGUUCUUGAUGAUAUUAGUAAUGUAGAGCAAUUGACAACUUUAGCUGGAGAUCACAAUUGGUUUGGUUCAGGAAGUAGAAUAAUUAUAACUAGCAGAGACAAGCAAGUGCUUAUAAAUAAAGCUGACAAAAUACAUGAGGUUAAGGGAUUGAAUUACCAUGAAGCUCUUCAAUUAUUUAGUUUGAAAUCCUUCAAACAAAAUCAUCCUGUAGAAGAUUAUGUGGUGUUGUCACAGAGGGUUGUCAACUAUACUAAAGGUGUUCCUUUAGCCCUUAAUGUGUUGGGUUCCUUGCUGUACAACAAGCAAACAGAGGAAUGGAAAAGCACAUUAGAAAAAUUAGAAGAAUCUCCUAAUUUAGAAAUUCAGAAGGUGUUGAAAAUAAGUUAUGAUGAAUUAGAAUGGGUAGAUAAGGAUAUAUUUCUUGAUAUUGCUUGUUUCUUUAAAGGAGAUGAUGUAGAUUGUGUAAUGGCUAUUCUAGAUGGUUGUGAUUUUUUUCCAAGCAUUGGAAUAAGUCGUCUCAUUGAUAAGAGCCUCAUAGCUAUUGUAGACAACAAGUUAGAUAUGCAUGAUUUGCUACAAGAAAUGGGCCAGGAUAUUGUUUGGCAAGAAUCAAGCAAAAACCCCAGCGAAUGUAGCAGAUUAUGGAUUCCUGAAAAUAUCUAUCCUGUAUUGACAAGGAAUGAGGGAACUAUUGCAACUGAAGGUAUCUUCCUAGACAUCUCCAAAAUUGACAAGGUAAACUUAAGUCCUGUAACCUUCUCAAGAAUGUGCAAUAUGAGAUUGCUUAAAUUCUAUCACAGCAGCUCUUUGUCAUGGAAAAACCCUACUGGCUUUAUAUCAAAAUCUACACUGCAGUCAUGUGAUGGUCUUCAAUCUCUUCCUAAUAAGCUAUCUUAUCUCCAUUGGCAUGGAUACCCAUGGGAAUCUUUGCCAUCUAAUUUUGCUAUGGAGAAUCUUGUUCAACUUGAAAUGCCUUUCAGCAAAGUUAAAGAGCUUUGGGGUGGAGUUAAGCAUCUUCAAAAGUUAAAACAACUUGAUCUUCAUGAUUGUGAGCACCUGACAACACUCCCGGAUCUGUCUUCAGCUUUGAACUUAGAAAGGAUAAUUCUUGAUAAUUGUCCAAAUCUACUUGAGAUUCCUUCCUCCAUUCAAUGCCUUCCCAAGCUUGUUUAUCUUAGUCUAUCUAAUUGCAAAGAGUUGCAGAGUCUUCCAAGCCUCAUUCCCUUGAAAUCUCUUCACACUCUUAAACUUUCUAGCUGCUCAAAUUUGAAAAAGUUUCCAGAGAUUUGCGAGGAGAUAGAGGAGUUGCAUUUAGAUGGGACUGGGGUGGAAGAGUGGCCCUCCUCUAUUCAAGUUUUGGACAAGCUAAAAGUCUUAUCCCUGGAUCAUUGUGAAGACCUCAUAAGUCUUCCUAGCAGCAUUCAACUGAAAUCUCUUGAUACUCUUGAUCUCUCUUGGUGCUUAAGUCUUAAGAAUUUUCCAGAGAUUAUAGGGAAUAUUAAGCGCAUAGAUUAUGGAUCCACUGCAAUAGAAGAAGUGCCAUCAUCAAUUGGAUCUCUCACUUCACUUGUCAAAUUGAAUUUGAAGGACACAACAAUAAAAGAAUUGCCCUCUUCUAUCGGAAAUCUAUCUUCACUUGUUGAAUUGAAUAUUGGAGAAAGCUCAAUAAAAGAAUUGCCAUCAUCAAUCGGUUGUCUCUCUUCACUUAUUAAGCUGAAUAUGGCAGUGUCUAGCAUAGAAGAGCUUCCCUCAUCAAUCGGACAUCUCUCUUCACUUGUUGAAUUCAAUCUUGACAAAAGUGCAAUAACAACAUUGCCCUCAUCUAUCGGAGGCCUCACUUCUUUGGUUACGUUGAAGCUGGCAGUGACUGAAAUAGAAGAAUUGCCCGCAUCAAUCGGGUGUCUUUCUUCUCUUGUUGAAUUAGAUUUGAGCCAGUGUCCGAGGCUUGGGAGUCUUCCAAGCAGCAUUGGAGAGUUGAAAUGCCUUGAAAACCUUUUUCUCUGUGGCCUUAGAAGGCUUAGGAGUCUCCCAAGCAGCAUUUGUGGGUUGAAACGACUUAAAGAUCUUUAUCUCAAACAAUGCACAAGACUUGGCAAAUUGCCUCCUUUAUCUGGUUUCGGGUCCUUAAGAGACCUUGUUCUGAGCUACACUGGAAUAAUAAAAAUCCCUGGCACACUUGGCUACUUAUCAUCAUUGCAGGUUCUACUUCUAAACGGAAACAAUUUUAUGAGGAUACCCACAAGCAUUAAAGAACUUUGGGGGCUGGAAGUCCUUGACAUAUCCUACUGCAAGAGGCUCAAGUCUUUGCCAGAGCUUCCAUGCCGAAUAAGAGUUCUCCUUGCCCAUAAUUGUAUCUCCCUGAAGACCGUAUCAAGUCCCUUCAUUCAGCCUGGAGAAUCGCAUGAACAUUCGCCAGAAGAUAAAUAUGGAUUUACAUUUGCUAAUUGCGUGAACUUGGAGAAGAAUGCAUGUAACUACAUUGUUGAAAAUAUGGUGCUAAAAAUUCAACAUUUGGCAACUGCAUUACUGCAACUUCCCACUAGAUAUGAAGAUAUAAUGAUUUCCCCAGUCGUUUGUUUCCCAGAAAAUGAAAUUCCAGAAUGGUUCAUGUAUCAAAGUACUGGAGCUUCAAUAACGACCCUGCUCCCUCCAAAUUGGUAUAAUACCCAGUUGGUGGGUUUCACUUUUUGUGUUGUUAUUGAAUUGGAGAAGCGUCGUUAUCGGGAUGGGUUCACUUUUCAGUGUAAUUGUCGUAUUGAAAACGAGAAUGGUGACAUCCUUGAAUUCUCCUCCAAGGAGAUUGGAGAAUGGGGCAAACAGUUUGAGUUCGAGUCAGAUCACGUCUUCCUCUGGAACACAAGCUGUGUUGAUAUGCUAAUAGAGGAAAGAUACGACCGGCUAAGGGAUAACUCUUGCACUGCCACUUUUGAGUUUGAAUCUUAUGUGGAGGACGAAUUUAAGGUCGGGAUGCCUGGUGCAAACAAUUUCCAGGUGAAAAAAUGUGGGUUCAAUCCAGUGUACGCAAAAGAUGAGGAGUGGGAUUCAACCGUAGAUAAAUCCAUCUCUUCUUAUGAUCCAAUGCAGAUUUGCAGGAACGAUGGGGCGAGAAAUCCAGAUUUUGGGGAACAGGUGAUGGAAAUCCAUGCUGACAAGAAAAGGAGCACUGAAGAUUACUGCUUUAAUAAGACCAACUGCAUUGAAGAUGGAAGUGAGGAAAUGGAACCACAACAAAAGAAAUUGAAAUAAUUCCUAUAAAUUCAAUCUUAAACAUUGCAUACUGACCAGUGUUGUAACCAAUCCAGCUUUUGUUGAGGCUCGUUAAUGGAUUGGAAGGAGUAUUAUAGUGUGUUUAAAAGCUUAGCUUCAAGAAAAUGUUAGCCAGUGUCUUAUCAUUUGCCAAGUCUAUGGUGCUUGUUCAUAAUUAUAAUAGGCUUUGAUCCUUAGUUGAUUGACAAUAUUACGAGACUUUUGUUUUAAAGAA
Molecule: messenger RNA, 4507 nt
Organism: Hevea brasiliensis (rubber tree)
Lineage: Eukaryota; Viridiplantae; Streptophyta; Magnoliopsida; Malpighiales; Euphorbiaceae
Product: disease resistance-like protein DSC1
Exons: 5
Coding region: 139-4272 (1377 amino acids)
Biological process (GO): signal transduction; defense response
Molecular function (GO): ADP binding; protein binding
Source: RefSeq, a predicted model, not a curated record